Messenger RNA from Callithrix jacchus (white-tufted-ear marmoset), 11528 nucleotides. RefSeq names its product mitochondrial antiviral signaling protein (gene MAVS). The record is from RefSeq and is a predicted model, not a curated record. NCBI's taxonomy places the organism in Eukaryota, Metazoa, Chordata, Mammalia, Primates, Cebidae.
GCUGCAGCGGAAUGACCGCGUCCGCCGGGGCGCCCUGAGUCUGGGGCGCUCGGGGUUCGGGAAGAGCCGGCCCUGAGGCGCACGGGGUUCGGGGACACUGAGGGCUCCAGGCGCCGCAUCCAGCACCGGGGAAAAGGGAUGGGAGAGGUGCCAGGAAAACAAUGAAACAAACCAAAACAACGAAGAAGGCAUUCUCUGUAUGGAAGUCGUGAAGCCUCAAAACUAUCUAGGAGGACAGCCAACGACUUGGGACCUGUGGCCGCAAUUCUCAUUUCCUGUCCGUCCAUCCACCCUUCAUGGGGCCAGAGCCCUCUCUCCAGAAUCUGAGCAGCAAUGCCGUUUGCUGAAGACAAAACCUAUAAGUAUAUCUGCAGACAUUUCAGCAAUUUUUGCAAUGUGGAUGUUGUAGAGAUUCUGCCUUACCUGCCCUGCCUCACAGCAAGAGACCAGGAUCGACUGCGGGCCACUUGCACACUCUCAGGGAACCGGGACACCCUCUGGCACCUCUUCAAUACCCUUCAGCGGCGACCCGGCUGGGUGGAGUCCUUCAUUGUGGCCCUGAGGGCCUGUGAGCUGUCUGAUCUCGCGGAUGAAGUGGCCCGUGUCUACCAGAGCUACCAGCCUCGGACCCCGGAACAUCCUCCAGCCCCACUGGAGGCACCGUCAGUUUCUGCUGAGGUACCAGGACCCUCCACGCCUGCUGCAGCCCACAGCAUCCCCUACAAUGGCUACAGAGAGAAGGAGCCAAGCUACCCCAUGCCUGUCCAGGAGUCCCAGCCGCCAGAGUCCCUGGAAGAGAGUUCAGAGCAAGCCCCGCAGAUGCUCAGUCCCGGAGCCAUCCCAAGGAGGCCAGGUGGUGGCCCUGUGGAGCCCUCCGCUGACCUGGCAGCCCUUAGCCCUGUGACCUCCAGUGGGCAUCAGGAGCAGGACACAGAACUGGGCAGUACCCACACAGCAGGUGCAACCUCCAGCCUCACACCAUCCCGUGGGCCUGUGUCUCCAUCUGUCUCCUUCCAGCCCCUGGCCCGAUCCACACCCAGGGCAAGCCGCUUGCCUGGACCUGCAGGGUCAGUUUCUACUGGUACCUUCUCCUCCUCAUCCCCUGGAUUGGCCUCUGCAGGGGUUGAAGAGGGUGACCAGCCCGAGCCUGUCAUCUGCUCCAGUGGGGCAGAGGCACCUGCCAACUCUCUGCCCUCCAAAGUGCCUACCACCUUGAUGCCUGUGAACACAGUGCCCCCAGAAGUGCCUGCCAACCCAGCAUCUGCCAGCACAGUGACCUCCAAGUUGCCACCUAGCUCAAAGCCCCCUGGUGCCGUGCCUUCUAAUGUGCUCACCAAUCCAGCACCAUCCAAAUUGCCCAUCAGUUCAACCCGUGCUGUCAUGGUGCCAUCCAAAGUGCCCAGUAGCAUGGUGCUCACCACAGGGAAUGCCAGCACAGUCCCCACCAGCAGGAGCAGCAGAGCUGAGGAGACCCCAGCAGCUCCAACACCUGCAGGUGCCACUGGAGGCAGCUCAGCCUGGCUAGACAAUAGCUCUGAGAAUGGGGGCCUUGGGUCGGAGUUGAGCAAGCCUGGCAUGCUGGUAUCCCAGGUAGACAGCCUAUUCUCGGGCUGCUCUGAGGAUCUUGCCAUCAGUGCCAGCAGCUCCUUGGGCGUGGGGCCCUGCCAUGGCCCAGAGGAGAAUGAAUACAAGUCCGAGGGCACCUUUGGGAUCCACGUGGCUGAGAACCCCAGCAUCCAGCUCCUGGAGGGCAACCCUGGGCCACCUGCGGACCUGGAGGGUGGCCCCAGGCCACACACCGACCAGAAGUUCCAGGACGAGGAGGUGCCAUGCCACUGGUCCUCGCUUGGGUCUCCGUGGCUCCAGGCAGCUGUGGCAGGGGUGCUGGCAGCCAUACUCCUGGCAGUGCUGUACCAGCGGCGCCAGCUCUAGUGCAGCCCUAGGCCCUUCCCAUCACCCAUCUGCUCCGUUCCUGCAGUAUACCUGGCCGCUCUCCGAAGCCCCUUAUCCCUUUCUUAGGGAUGGUGGAAGCUAUGUCAGAGGGGAGCUAAGGGACUGCAGGCCUGGCAGCAGGAUGUGCCUUGGCUGAGCCAAGUCCUGAGAGUAGCAUCUCCAUCUCCACUGUGCCCUCUGUGCAUCCCUAUCCUUGGCUUUCUGGGACCUGGGCUGCCCUCGAUGCUCCAGACCUUCUCCACCAGUAAUCCAGGUUAUCACCCAUGUCCUCCAGAGGAGCUUCCCCAUUCAGGCCUCAGCCCUGUUGGCCCAGGUGGAUCAGGGGGAGCCACUGGAGCACAUGGGAGUUGGGAAUGCUCCUCCUGUUGCACUGGUCCCCUAAGGCCUCAGGGUAGUUGUGUAGUGUGUGGAUGACUCCACAAGACCUGGCUUCCAGACCGUUGCACUCAGGCAGGCUGGAGUGGCAGGGUAGCUGCUCUCCAGGGGCCCAAAUGCCUUGGGUUCCUGCCCCAUGGGCCCCUUCCCCUUCUGGGCAAUAUUGGGAAGGUCUGGAAAUUCCUGGGAUCUCAGGCAAGCCAGGGACAGCUGCCAGGCCUGAGGAAGACCUCUGAAGCUCCUCUCCACCUCCCCUUUCCCUCCCCUCUGGCUCCCUUCUCUUCAGCUCCCUACAUGGGCUGGGGAGGAGACACCUGGUGGGCAGAGCUCAGGCAGAGGUUUGGAUUUCAGCUCCCCACUUCCUGGGCUGCAUGGCCUUGGCGGAUGUCAGACUUCUGGUCUUGCUUCUCCAUGUGGACAGUGAAUAUUUGGCUCAUUCUUCACUGGGUUCUUCUGACAUUGAAACCUACAGGUGUUUGCCAAGUGCCUAGCCGAGAGCAGGUGAGCACUAACUGCUUCUCCCACCUCUCUCCUGUCCAAGCUGGUAGAGCUGAGAGCAUGAGGAGAGGAGUGCACAGUGGCCAGUGAUGCAGCCCUGCACACAGGCAGCCUAGGCCUCACCGCACGCUGCCUCUCACCAGCUCUGCAACCUUGGGCAAGGGAUUCAUCUCUCUGUGCUUUAGUUUUCUCACCUGUAAAAUGAUCAGUAUCUAUAUGUAUUUCCAAGUGCUGUGAGGAUUAAAGUUUAUCACUGUAGAUCUUAGGAUGAGUCCUGGCAUUUACCAAGGAUUGGAUAUGUAUUAUUAUCACUUUUUUUUUUUUUGAGACAGUCUCACUCUGUUGCCAGGCUAGAGUGCAGUGGCAUCAUCUCAGCUCACUGCAGCCUCCGCCUCCCGGGUUCAAGAGCUUCUCCUUCAGUCACCGAGUCGCUGGGACUACAGGUGUGCCACCACACCCAGCUAAUUUUUUUUGUAUUUUUAGUAGAGAUGAGGUUUCACUAUGUUGGCCCAGGAUGGUCUUGAUCUUCUGACCUCGUGAUCUGCCCUCCUUGGCCUCCCAAAGUGCUGGGAUUACAGGCAUGAGCCACCACACCAGGCCCUUAUUAUAACUAUUAAGUGUGGUGGGCAACAGGGACCCCCAUCUCUAAAAAAUUAGCCAGGUGUGGUGGUGCACCUGUUGUCCUAGCUACUCAAGAGGCUGGGGAGGGAGGAUCACUUGAGCCCAGAAGUUUGAAGCUGCAGUGAGCUAGGACUGUGCCACUGCACUCCAACAUGGGUGACAGAGUGAGACCCUGUCUCAAAAAGAAAAAAAAGGCAGAGAAAGAGAGCCCUUAGCUACUCCUUUAGAGGCAGACCAGACCCUUCUGCCUCACAGAUUUAUCUUUAUAUUUGCCCCUUACUUUAUCUUGUGCCUUGAGAAAUUGCUGGUGAGGGAGGUGUGUCCACUGGGCAGCUAUACAGGAUGGAGGCUCUAGGGCAUUUCCACUCCCAGCAGCCAGGUUCCCUCACCCUGAGCUCACACACUGGUGAGAUUAGCUACAGUAACACCAGAAACACAUUGGGAUGGAUCAGGGAUAUCUUCAUGGGUUCUUUUCAGGCAGCCAUUGCUGGACAAGGCACAGGAGCCACCUUCCUUUCUGAGCUCUUCAAGGGACAAGAACUAGAGCCAUCAGAGGUGGGGCUCACUGUGGCCCCUCUCAAGCUGUCCACCUCCAGGGAUAUACACCCUGCCUUGGCUGCUACAGCUUUUUCUCUCCACUGCACUAGGGGCAUUCAGCAACCUAAUGACAUCUAUCUCUGAACAUCUCUUCAUCCCGUGCUCCAGAUCUGGCAACCUGUACCCUGGAACCAGGAGUGGACCCUACCCAAGCUGUCUGUACCACUCCCCAUCCCUCGCCCCCAAUCUUAAAAGCCCUCUGUCCCCCCACCUUAAACCCCAGUUAGAUACCCAUGCUGGGCAGGUCAGUUGACAAUUUAUGCAGAGGUAUUAGUUUUAAUGUAUUACUGUCCCAGGGUAGCUUUGAAAAAAGUAUCUGUGAAAGGCAACAUGGGCUGGCGCAGUGGCUCACACCUAUAAUCCCAGAACUUUGGGAGGCUGAGGUUGGUGGAUCACCUGAGGUCGGGAGUUCAAGACCAGCUUGGCCAACAUGGUGAAACCCUGUCUCUACUAAAAAUACUAAAAUUAAACUGUCUUGCAUGCUCUGCUCAUGUACCCCAAAACCUAAAAUCCAAUAAAAAAUUAAAAAAAUAAAUAAAAAUUAAAAAAUACUAAAAUUAGCCAGGUGUGGUGGCAUGAACCUAUAAUCCCAGCUACUUGGGAGGCUGAGGCACAAGAAUCACUUGAACCCAGGAGGUGGAGGUUGCAGUGAGCCAAGAUCCUGCCAUUGCACUCCAGCCUGGGCGACAGAGUGAUACUCUGUCUCCAGAAAAAAAAAGGCAAUAUGUAGGCCCAAAGACUGUUCCCAAGUGGUAGAAUUUUAGCACUGUACCAGCCUAGGUAAAAAAUAUAAAAAUCAACUGGGCAUGGUGGCACUCAUCUGUAGUCCCAGCUUCAUGGGAGGCUGAGGUGGGAAGAUCACUUAAGCCCGCCAGGAGGCAGAGGUUGCAGUGAGCUGAGAUCGCACCACUGCACUCCAGUCUGGGUGACAGACAGACACUGUCUCAACAAAGAGAGAGGAAAAAAAAAGAAUUUUAGCACAGUGAGCAGCCAUUGUGGGAGACACCCUGGGUAAGGCAUGUAGGAAGUAUUGAAGGACCUUUCUAGCCCUGCUGUCUGCCUUUUUUUUUUUUUUUUUUUUAAAGAGACUCACCCAGCCUUUAGCAAAGUGGUGUGAUUAUAGCUCACUCUAUCCUCAAACUCCUGGACUUAAGCGAUCUUCCUUCCUCAACCUUCUGAGUAGUUAGGACUUCAAGUGCAUGCCACCAUGCCUGGCUAAUUUUUAAAUGUUUUGUAGAGAUGAGGUCAUGCUGUUUUGUUGCCCAGGCUGGCCUCAUGAGAGCUUGCCUCAGCCUCCCACCCCCAGCACUUUUCUUUCUUUUCUUUCCCCCCAGGCCCAUACUGGCUUUUUUUUUUUUUUUUUUUUUGAGACAGUCUUAGUCUAUUGCUCAGGCGGCUGGAGUGCAGUGGUAUGAUCUCAGCUCACUGCAACCUCUGCCUCCUGGGUUCAAGUGAUUCUCCUGCCUCAGCCUCCCAAGUAGCUGGGAUUACAGGCGCCUGCCACCACACCAGGCUAAUGUUCGUACUUUUAGUAGACAUGGGGUUUCUCCAUGUUGGCCAGGCUGGUCUUGGAACUCCUGACCUCAAGUGCUCCGCCUGAUUUCAGCUUCUCAAAGUGCUGGGAUUACAGGCGUUAGCCACCAUGCCUGGCCAACCCCCUGACUUUUCAAAUGAUGCUGCUCAAAGCCCUGACUUGGCCUACUUUGAACAGCAACCUUGUAUCUGCUGUUGUCAACCUGAAGACCUCUCAAAUGCCAGCUUCAAGCAGGUGUGAAUUGGCCAGAGUAUUGGCCAGUGUCAGAUCUCACAGGAGUCCUGUGUUGUGGGUGUGGCUUUCAGCUGCAGGGGGUUGUGCUUAGCGGGGAAAGCCAGGCAGGUCGCCCUCACAGCCAGGUAAUGUGGAGGUGAGACCUGGCCACCCAUCCUUGGGGACCUGAGAAAGUGUACUUCACCUUGGGGUGAAGGCUAGGAGGGGCGCCAGAGGGCCCAGUACCCUCCUCAGUGCUUAAGGGGCAGAGCCACCUGCAGCAAUGGUAUCUGCAUAUCGGCCCCUCUCCAACUUCUUCCUCCUGCUGAAUCAGUUCCCUCAAAGCCCAAAAGCUGUCUCUGUUUCUGUCUCCCUGGGAAAAAUGCAUGGACUCUGCCUGGUGAUAGACUGAAGCCAGAAGAGUGCCACACCCAUGCCUUAAUUCCUUGAUAGAUGUUCUCAGAUUUAGGAGACUUCUUAGUCAAAGAUGAGGGAGGCUGGAUGCCGUGGCUCGUGCCUGUUAUCCCAGCACUUUGGGAAGCUGAAGUGGGAGGAUCCCUUGGAGCCAGGAGUUUGAGACCAGCCUAGGCAACAAAGCAAGACCCUAUCCCUACCAAAAAAAAAAAAAAAUCUAGGUGAUGCUCUUUGCCCUGCCUAACUUCCCAUUAAUUAAUAGCUUUCUUUGAGCAACAUUAUUUAUUGUGAACUUUUUUUUUUUUCUUUUUGAGACGGAGUUUCGCUGUUGUUACUCAGGCAGGAGUGCAAUGGCACGAUCUCGGCUCACCGCAACCUCUGCCACCUGGGUUCAAGCAAUUCUCCUGCCUCAGCUUCCCAAGUAGCUGGGACUACAGGCGCGCACCACCAUGCCCAGCUAAUUUUUGUAUUUUUAGUAGAGACGGGGUUUCACCUUGUUGACCAGGAUGGUCUCGAUCUCUUGACCUCGUGAUCCACCUGCCUCAACCUCCCAAAGUGCUGGGAUUAUAGUCGUGAGCCACCGCACCCAGCCAACUUUUUUUUUUUUUUGAGAUAGCGUCUCGCUCUGUCACCCAGGCUGGAGUUAGUAGAGACGGGUUUCACUGUGUUGGCUAGGUUGGUCUCAAACUCUUGACCUCAGAUGAUCCUCCCACCUCGACCUCCCAAAGUGCUGAGAUUACUAGGUGUGAGCCACCAUGCCUGGCCUGUAAACUUUCUUCUUUUUUUUUUUACUUUGAGACAGUUUCGAUCUGUCACCAGCCUGGAGUGCAGUGGUGCAAUCUCCGCUCACUGCAACCUCUGACUCCCAGGUUCAAGCACUUCUCCUGUUUCAGUCUCCCAAGUAGCUGGGACUGCAGGCACACACUACCACACCCAUCUAAUUUUUGUAGUUUUAGUCGAGACGGGGUUUCACCAUUUUGACCAGGAUGGUCUCAAUCUCGACCUUGUGAUCCACCUGCUUAAGCCUCCCAAAGUGCUAGGAUUACAGGUGUGAGCCACUGUGCCUGGCCCUGGCCUAUGAACUUUCAAACACAAUAAAAGUAGAGAGUAGAAUAACAAAUCCCCGUGAGCCCACCACCCAACUUCAGUAAUUAUCUAUCAAUUCAUGACCGUCCUGUUCACCCCUGACUGCUUCCCCUCAUUCUACACAGUUUUUUUUUUUCUUUUUUUUUUUUUUUUUUGAGAUGGAGUUUUGCUCUGUUGCCUAGGCUGGAGUGCAAUGGUGCAAUCUUGGCUCACUGCAAGCUCCACCUCCCGGGUUCAAACAAUUCUCCUGCCUCAGCCUCUCAAGUAGCUGGGAUUACAGGUGCCUGCUACCAUGCCUGGCUAAUUUUUAUAUUUUUAUUAGAGAGGGGGUUUCACCAUGUUGGUCAGGCUGGUUUUGAACCCCUGACCUCAGGUGAUCCACCCGCCUCAGCCUCCCAAAGUGCUGAGAUUACAGGUGUGAACCACCAUGCCCAGCCUGCACAAGUUCUCUAUAGAAGUCGAAGAGUGAUGAGUUCAGAAAGCCAAGGGGCAGAUGUGGGUCUGAAGGAUUUUGUGCCUAAGGCCCUCUCCUUGCUCCCAGGCAGGAUGAAGUAACAAUGAAGCAUCCACCUCUUAGUUUUGUGGCCUCUAUGGAUGACAUCUGUCUCCUUGAACCAGUUCAGAGUUUGAGUAGCACUGGACCCUGUCUUUGUGUGUGUGUGUGUGUGACAGCAUUUCUCUCCUGUUGCCCAGGCUGGAGUGCAGUGGCACAAUAUCGGCUCACUGCAACCUCCAAUUCCUGGGUUCAAGUGAUUCUCCUGCCUCAGUCUCAUAAGUAGCUGGGAUUACAGGCAUGAGCCACCACACCUGGCUAAUUUUGUAUUUUUAUUAGAGGGAGUUUCUCCAUGUUGGUCAGGCUGGUCUCUAACUCCUGACCUCAGGUGAUCCACCUGCCUUGGCCUCCCAAAGUGCUAGGAUUACAGGUGUGAGCCACCACACCUGGCCUGGAACCUGUCUUAGGAGAAGGGACUGAAGCGGGUUCCUCUGUUGUUAAGCUCCUUGGAGGUGCCUGGCUGCUACUACUGUCCCAGAGAGGUGAUGACGAAUGAUGGAUGUGUCCAGCAGCAGUUUGCCCCACUGAGGCAGGGGCUUCUCCUAAGCCCUGACAGAGCCCUUCCAGCAGGCAGAAAUCCCUGUGCUGGGCUCCCAUCUCUUAGGAAUGGAGUCUUUCAGGCCUUGAGGUCCCGCAUUUUCCAUGAUGCUCCGUCAAGCAGCUGAAAGCACCCCCACCUCCAGGGAGCGUGAGUCCAGAGUCCUUGGUCUAAUACAUCUGUAUUGAAAUUGCUGCCUCCCCAUGUUCAUCUUUGCUCUUUUUCCCUUUAGCCCAAGGCUAUGAAGGCUUCAUUUGGUACUGGGCAUGGUCACUCCUAGCAUUCCUCAUUCUGUUGCUAACAACAACCUACCCUACUGUCGAGGCAUUAUGCUCACUGCUUCAUGUAUAUUAACUCUUUUUUUGUUAGUUUGUUUUGAGAUGGAAUCUCACUCUGUUACCAGGCUGGAGUGCAGUGGUGUGAUCUUGGCUCACUGCAACCUCCGCCUCCCAGGUUCAAGCAAUUCUCCUGCCUCAGCCUCCCAAAUAGCUGGGACUAUAGACGUGUGCCACCAUGCCCGGCUAAUUUUUGUAUUUUUAGUAGAGAGGAGGUUUUACCAUAUUGGCCAGGAUGGUCUCAAUCUCUUGAACUUGCGACCUGCCCGCCUCGGCCUCCCAAAGUGCUGGGAUUACAGGUGUGAGCCACGUUGCCCGGCCUAACUCAUUUAACCUUCACAAUGACCCUAUGAAAGAGGUACCAUACCAACCCAAUUGAUAGCUGGUUUGCAAGAUUAGGAGGGAGAAAGGACCCAGGGCACAAUAUGAGGGAAAACUCUUACCCCGAGGUCCCAGGCUGAAUGCUCUUUGUGCCUGUGAACCACAGCCUAUUGUGUGUCUGGAGUCAGGGACUCCAGUUAAAGUGAGAUUUUGGCUGGAUGUAGUGGUGUAAUCCCAGCACUUUGGAAGACCAAGGUAGAAAGAUUGCUUGAGGUCAGGAGUUCAAAACCAGUGUGGGUAACAGCAAGACCCUAUUUCUACAAAAAAAAAAAGGAAAUUUUAGCUGAGUGUGGUGGCGUGUGCUUAUAGUUCCCACCACUACUCAGGAGGCUGUGGUGGGAGGAUCACUUGAGCACAGGAGUUUGAAGUUACAGUGAGCUAUGACGGCACCACUGCACUUCAGCUUGGACAACAGAGGGAGACCCUGUCUCUAAAAUACGUGGAGAUUUUCACAUCAACACAUCCCUGCACAGCAUGCCAAGAUCUGCCACCUGCUGUAAUAGUACAAUUACAUUCAAUAUGUAAUAAUAUAGUCUCAGGGAUGUUGUGACAAUAUGAUUACAGCUGUCACAUGUGUGGCCAGCCAGGUUCAAUGCCCUGAGGCUGGGUGAGGUGGGGCAGGGGACACAGCCUAAAAUGCCAGGCCUCAGGAAGCCAUUUGGUUUAGCAGACAUUGUUUAUUAAAGGAGUUCCCUAUGCCAGAUCAAAAGCCUAGAUGAUUAAGACACUGUGAGUGCCUUUAAGUGGUUGGGGACGUUCACGAUGUGGUGCAGACAGAUAGACUUUCCCAUCAUUCUUUCAUGUAAUCAUACAACAGAUAUUUGCACCUGUAUGUGCAAAGCAUUGGGGUAGGUAGGCCUCAGUGAACACAGAAUAAUACAGCAAAGACCCCCCUCCCCAUGGCUCCUCCCACCACCCACCAAUACAUUAGGGGAUGGUCUAAUGGACUGUUCCUGGAACAUGAAGUGGGGCAGGCAUUAGGGGUGGCAAGGGGACAGGUGUUGAUAUGAUCAGUUACGUACUGUUCAUAAUAACUAAAUCAGGGGAGGGGGUAUAAUACUUAGAGCCUAUAGAGAGUAAAUCAGACAAGAUCAAAUGUUGACGAAAAUAUGGAGGAAAUGAAACUCCUGGGUUUUGCAGAAAAUCUAAGUCAGUGCUGUGGUCUGAAUGUAUGUGUCCCCGUUGAAUUCAUAUGUUGAAACCUAACCCCCAAAGCAAUGGCAUUAAGAGGUGGGGCCUUUGGGGAUGGGCGUGGUAGCUCACACCUGUAAUCCCAGUACUUUGGGAGACCAAGGUGAUCUAUUUUGAUCACUUGAAAUCAGGAGUUGGAGAUCAGCCUGGCCAACAUGGUGAAACCCCGUCUCUACUAAAAAUGCUAAAAUUAGCCAGGUGUGGUGGUGUGCACCUGUAAUCCUGGCCACUCAGGAAGCUGAGGCAGGAGAAUCACUUGAACCCAGGAGGUGGAGAUUGCAGCAAGCCAAGAUCAUGCCACUGCACUCCAGCCUGGGUGACAGAGGAGACACCAUCCCAAAAAAAUAACAUAAAGGGGUGGGGCCUUUAGUAGGUGGUUAGGUCAUGAGGGUGGAGGUUAUGAAUGGGGUUAGCACCUUAUAAACAAGGCUUGAGGGAACCCUUCUGUCCCUUCUACCAUGUGAGGGUGUAGUGAGAAGACCCUGUAUCUUUGAAGCAGAGAACUCUCCCUGGACACCGGAUCUGCUGGCGCCUUGAUCUUGGACUUCCCAGCCUCUAGAGCUGUGAGAAAUAAUUUUUCGUUGUUUACGAAUUACCCAGGGUAAGGUGUUUUGUUAUAGUAGCCUGAAUGGACUAAGCUGGCGUGACCUUGUUGGAAAACUGUCAGUUUCUACCAAAAGAUGAACAUACACAUAAACUAUGAUCCAGCAGUUCCACUCCUGGAUGUGUACACCACAGAAACAAAAGCUAUUCCACCGAGACAUGGGCAGGAAUGUUUCUAACCACCACACUGACUUGUAGCCCUAAACUCGAAACAACACAAAUGUCCAUCCACUGUUGAAGUUAUGGUGAAGUCACAGGAUUGAAUACUUCUGUACAGCAAUGAAUAUAAAUGAAAAUAUUGCUAUGCACAGCAACAUAGAUAAAUUUCACAGACAUGAUGUCGAGCGAAAGAGGUCAGAGUCCUCACCACUUUCUGUUGAGAAACAUUAAGUGUACCCUGCCCCCAUGGCUCCUCGUAGUUUGUAAUUACUGGUAGGCAGGUUACAGCUGCCUACCUGUUGUAUUCCUGAGUUAUGUGUAUAUGUAUAUGUAGAACACCUGUGUUAUUAACAAUCACCUGUCAAAGAGCAAAUAAAUGCGUGGAUGAAUCUCUGCUGGGGCCCUUCAGUCCUGGAGAGCUGCAAGCAUCAGAGGCUCUCAGGCUGUUUGUCCCCAGGAUAGAUCCACUCUGUUGGC